Vespula vulgaris is the source of this 1748-nucleotide messenger RNA. RefSeq names its product rhodopsin-like (gene Lop2). The record is from RefSeq and is a predicted model, not a curated record. The transcript is spliced from 9 exons. Gene Ontology annotation, molecular function: G protein-coupled receptor activity. Gene Ontology annotation, cellular component: membrane. Gene Ontology annotation, biological process: visual perception; G protein-coupled receptor signaling pathway; phototransduction. Bases 356 to 1561 code for a protein of 401 amino acids. NCBI's taxonomy places the organism in Eukaryota, Metazoa, Arthropoda, Insecta, Hymenoptera, Vespidae.
UAUAUCUAUAUAAAAUAUCCCUUUUUGAAUGGCUUCUUUCAAAUCUUAAGUGACAGAACUUCUAUGACGUGGUUACUACUACUCAGUUCUUACGAACAUAGGAACAUAUGUUAAUACAUUUAAUGUAAUAGUAGAAGUAUUCAUUUGAAUAUUUUAUUGGAUUAUAAUUUUAUUACAUUUUGAAUAUAUGUGUGUAUAUGUUCGUAUUUGUAAGUAUAUAAAAGAGACAGUGACCAGUUCGUGCUUGUACUCAAACCAAAAUAUUCAGUAUUCAGAACAUUCCAUAUAUUGCUAAUUAUUAACUAUUUACUAUUUAUUAAAACAUAACAAAUAUCUUUAAAUUCGUAUCUCAAAUAUGGAAGGAAACCCAGUAAGCCCUGUAAAUAUCAGUGAUUUUGUACCUGCAUUAAAUGGAACAAUAGUAAACAAAAUUAUAACUCAUGCCUUGACAACUAUUGGUCCUCAAUUUGCACAUCAACAGAUGCGAUAUACUAAUCAAACAGUUGCUGAUAAAGUACCUCCAGAAAUGCUACAUUUAAUUGAUCCUCAUUGGUAUCAAUUUCCACCUUUGGAUCCAUUGUGGCAUAAAAUAUUGGGUUUAGUUAUGAUUGUUCUUGGAGUUUUAGGAUGGUCUGGAAAUGGUGUUGUAGUAUACGUAUUUCUGAUGACACCAUCAUUAAGAACACCUAGCAAUUUACUUGUGGUAAACUUGGCUUUCUCAGACUUUAUAAUGAUGGUUAUAAUGUCUCCACCUAUGGUAAUCAAUUGUUAUUAUGAAACUUGGAUUCUAGGAACCUUAAUGUGUGAUAUAUAUGCUAUGGUUGGUUCUCUAUGUGGAUGUGCUUCUAUAUGGACAAUGACUGCUGUUGCUUUAGAUCGAUAUAAUGUUAUAGUAAAGGGUAUGUCAGGUACACCUCUAACUAUUAAAAGAGCUUUGCUACAAAUUGUCAUUAUAUGGUUAUUUGGGUUGUUAUGGACGAUUUUACCAAUGGUAGGAUGGAAUAGGUAUGUACCAGAAGGUAAUAUGACAGCAUGUGGUACAGAUUAUCUUUCCAAAGAUUGGGGAUCAAAGUCUUAUAUAUUGGUGUAUUCAGUAUUUGUUUAUUAUCUACCAUUGUUUACCAUCAUUUAUAGUUAUUAUUUUAUUGUAUCUGCUGUAGCAGCUCAUGAAAGAGCUAUGAAAGAACAAGCAAAGAAGAUGAAUGUUGCUUCCUUAAGAUCUGGUGAUAAUCAAAAUACUAGUGCUGAAGCAAAAUUAGCAAAGGUAGCUUUAACAACAAUAUCAUUAUGGUUUAUGGCCUGGACACCAUAUUUGGUAAUAAAUUAUAUGGGUAUAUUUAAUGGGUCAAAAAUUAGUCCACUUUUUACUAUUUGGGGAUCUCUCUUUGCUAAGGCCAAUGCAAUAUAUAAUCCUAUUGUAUAUGGAAUAAGCCAUCCAAAGUAUAGAGCAGCAUUAAAAGAAAAACUACCAUUCCUUGUAUGUGGGUCAACAGAGGAACCUGCAGCAUCUGCAGGAAAUGCUGAAACAUCUUCUACUACAACGGCGAGUGGAAAAGCAUAAUUUUUCUUUAUUAUUAAUAUUCUUUAAUUUUCUUCUUAAAGUAGAACAGUAUAAAUAAACUUUUAGAAAUUUAAUAAUAUGUUAAUAUCAAAAUUUAAUAUAAUUUAUUGAUAAUUGUGUAAAAAAAGUAUUAAUUAUGAAAUAAUUACUAUUGUUAUUUCAAAAUAAAUAAUUCAGUGCAUGAUUA